Molecule: messenger RNA, 1035 nt
Organism: Antechinus flavipes (yellow-footed antechinus)
Lineage: Eukaryota; Metazoa; Chordata; Mammalia; Dasyuromorphia; Dasyuridae
Product: olfactory receptor 1361-like
Exons: 3
Coding region: 1-1035 (344 amino acids)
Biological process (GO): G protein-coupled receptor signaling pathway
Cellular component (GO): membrane
Molecular function (GO): olfactory receptor activity; G protein-coupled receptor activity
Source: RefSeq, a predicted model, not a curated record
AUGCAUUCCUGGUGCAGGUUGUAUCAACACAGCCCCAACCCCGACCCCAUGCCAGGAAAGCAGGAACGGCCAUGCGGAGAAAUGCUUCCAAUGGAAGAAAUGGGGAAUCAAACAUGGGUUUUGGAUUUUCUCCUUUUGGGUCUCUCUGAUCAACCAGAGCAGCAACAAUUUAUCUUCAGGUUUUUUCUGGGCAUAUAUUUCAUUGGGACACUAGGGAACCUCCUUACCAUUCUGGCAAUUUAUUUUGAUCCCCAUCUCUAUACCCCUAUGUACAUCUUCCUCUCCAACCUAUCUUUCCUUGAUUUUUGUUUUACCUCUACCACAGUUCCCAAGAUGCUGAUAAAUUACAUGUUAGGAAGUAAUGCCAUCUCCUAUACAGGAUGUCUGACUCAAAUGUAUUUCUAUAUUGCCUUUGGUGCUUCAGACAGCCUCCUCCUUUCUGCAAUGGCCUAUGACCGCUACCUGGCUAUCUGUCACCCUUUACAUUAUGGCACAGUCAUGACUUCAUAUCUUUGUAUCCUACUGGUGACUGUGUCUUGGGUUUUUGCUCACCUCAUUUCAAUGGUACACACCAUAAUGAUGACUCAACUAUCUUUCUGUAUAAAUAAUAAAAUUCCUCACUUCUUCUGUGACAUAAAUGCCUUGAUAAAACUCUCAUGUUCUGAUGCUCAUGUCAAUGAAAUGUUGGUUCUUCUUUUGGGGGGACCAGUAAUUUUAAUUUCUUUCAUAUGCAUUGUGGUCUCUUACACUCCUAUUGUCUUCAUUGUGUGGAAGGUCCCAUCAGUUCAUGGGAAAUGGAAAGUCUUUUCUACUUGUGGUUCCCACCUGUCUGUGGUGUCUCUAUUUUAUGGUACCAUCAUUGGUGUGUAUUUCAACCCCUCCUCCACUCAUACAACUCAAAAAGACAUGAUAGCAACUGUGAUGUAUACAGUAGUCACCCCUACACUAAAUCCUUUCAUCUAUAGCUUAAGGAACAAUGAGUUGAAAGGAGCCCUAAGGAAGUUUCUUAGGUUGCAAUGUUUCUCCAAGGGAUGA